AAACUAACUGUAGCAAUCCACAACUCCUUGUGCACAAAUGGUUUUGGCCGCUCUCUCUCUACUCUUUGCUCUGCGUCUAGGCCGUAGGCGUAUCUAGCGGCAUAUUUUAUAUCUGAUAUCGCGCGGUGAUAUUGUAACGAAAAACAAAAGUAAACUAGACAAAACGUCUUUCCAAUUUGCGUCUUUUGAAAGCACUAUGGUAAGAGGUCGCGGAGGAAUGAUUAGAGGUGGUCGUGGUGGUAUGGGACGUGGUAUGGGUUUUCCAAGGAAACAAUUUCUACCACGUCACCCAUUUGACUACACAUUGUGUGAAGCAGCUUUUCCACGCGUUAAACCAGUUCCAGAUGAAUCAGAUUUUCAGACAGCACUUCUUAAAAAAAAUGCUGACAUGUGUCCUACACCAAAGGAACAAACUUCUAUCUUAAAUUUGGUGAAUAAAUUGCAAAGUGUACUUGAUAAUUUGAUUGUUGCUCCUGGGAAUUUUGAAGCUUGUCAAUUGGAGGAAGUGAGACAAGUUGGCAGUUUUAAAAAAGGUACAAUGGUGAAAGGUCACAAUGUUGCCGAUAUUGUUGUUAUUCUUAAAACUCUGCCUACAAAAACAGCAGUGGAAGCUCUUGGGAACAAAGUCAACAAUGACUUGAAAGCUGUAAAUCCAAAAGAAAUAUUCAGACUUAUUCAGACUGAACGGGGAUUUGAUAUUGCCAACAACGAGGCUACUGUACGUGUACUGAUUACAACGUUGCAUCAGAAUUUACGCAAGUUGGAAUCUGAUCAACAUUUAGAUGUUAAAAUUUGUCAAGGUCAUCUUGCUGCUAUCAGACAUUCGCGCUGGUUUGAAGAAAAUGCUCAUCACUCUAGUAUCAAAGUCCUUAUACGAUUGCUUCGUGACCUUAGAAGUAGGUUCGAAGGCUUGGAACCGUUGUCUCCAUGGAUGCUGGAUCUGCUGGCGCACAACGCUAUAAUGAACAAUCCCAGCAGACAAGCGUUACCGAUACAUCAGGCGUAUAAGAGGGUGCUGCAGUUGCUAGCUUCUGGACUGUUUCUCCCGGGUUCAGCAGGCAUUUCUGAUCCGUGCGAGGGUGGUAAUAUCCGCGUACACACUGCAAUGACACUUGAGCAGCAAGAUCUCGUGUGUCUCACCGCUCAAACAUUACUGCGUGUAUUAGCUCACGGUGGCUACAGACCUUUGCUGGAAGGUUCAAAUAAACUCGCGGUAGAGAUGAGCGUGUGGGCAGGUGGCGUAGUAGCGAGUCCAUUGGAUAAGGCAUACGAGCCUCCCACGGAGCAGGAGCAGCAGGAGGAUAUGGAUGAAAGCAACGAGGAAAUGAUUACCGAAAGUGUUUAGGUUCUUUGACACCAGAAGUAAUGCAUUUUGUCUUUGGUCACGUGGAUGUUUUUUACGUGACUGAAUAAUGUUUACUUUCUCAUCGAUUUUUUCUUAUAAUAAUGUAUUUCAUAUUUGUACACAUUUUGAUGAUGAGUGGAAUUUUGUGGCAAUCUAAAUUCUUAUUGUUUAAUGAUACGAUGACUAUCUACCAUGGAGUAUUUAAGUCUAUAAAUUUAAUUUUAUAUCGACAAUUCGAUCAUUGAAGUCGUGUGAUUGCAAGAUUAUAACAACAGUAUGUGCGUAAUUUGACAUAAAAUAUGUAUCUACAAGACACA
Messenger RNA from Pseudomyrmex gracilis, 1662 nucleotides. Its product is annotated as interleukin enhancer-binding factor 2. The transcript has 5 exons. Bases 197 to 1345 code for a protein of 382 amino acids. Lineage: Eukaryota; Metazoa; Arthropoda; Insecta; Hymenoptera; Formicidae. The record is from RefSeq and is a predicted model, not a curated record.